Messenger RNA from Rhinocladiella mackenziei CBS 650.93, 1416 nucleotides. RefSeq lists its product as uncharacterized. The transcript is spliced from 2 exons. NCBI's taxonomy places the organism in Eukaryota, Fungi, Ascomycota, Eurotiomycetes, Chaetothyriales, Herpotrichiellaceae. The coding region runs from base 1 to 1416 and encodes 471 amino acids. The record is from RefSeq and is a predicted model, not a curated record.
AUGGACUCAAUAUCACAUUUGUGGGAUCAAAGUCAGCUCGGUCAAGUCGAUCGAGGCAACCAGCAGAGCCGGCCGAUUAUUCCACUGUCCAAUUUGUCCGGACAAUCCAUGGUCCCCAGUCGGCAACAUCUGAGCCUCCCCGGACCAGAACGCUUCUCUCCCGGUCUGAUCAGCCGAGGCAAUAUCUCUUUCGAUACGACUGGAUCGGCAUCAACGACAUUGUCUCCUCCAUCUUUUCGAAACAUUCUGGCCCAUACACCAAACCCGAGACGGCAAAGAACGAUCGGCCCAACUGAUCCUGUCAUCGAUGAGCUUUCUCACCGACCACUCGAGCAGGAAGAAAUCGAUCUCUUGACUUACUACCGGUAUCAGAUUGCGCCUCGACUAGACCUUGGAGUCGGUGACUCGUAUUUUAGUGUUCGAGCACUUCACAGAGCCGAGCAUGUCCCGACGCUGUAUCAAAGUAUCCUAGCGCUGUCCAGUCUGUCAUAUCGUGCGGGAAAUGGAACGACAAUCAAUGACUAUGCAUCACAUGCCAAGCAGACAAUGCUUCUUGCUGAUGAAGAGGAUAGAUCGACUGCCACAAUCCUCCUCGCUGUACGAGAUAUCAUCCUAACGCCUCCACGAUACUGGCAGGUUAGACUCGCAACUUUGCAGCGAAACCCCAGCCUCACAUACAGUCGUCUUCUCGAAGGCCACUGGCAUGUCAUGGCCCGCUUAACUCUCGCGGCUCACCUGGCAGGAUCACCUCUGUCCGAACCAGUUGAUCUCUCCUUUAUUUUUCAGGGAGCCACUCCGGUUUUACCAGGUCAACUCCUGACCCACAAGCAACAGCUUCGGCAAAGCUUUUCCAAUCUUGCGCGUGCUCUGACGGUUUCAAGUAACGAAUUGAAUAAAGCUCGCAACACCCGGCGGCUGCCGUUUACUGCUGCAUGGCAAUCGUGUUGGAGUGAUAAUCAACUCUGGUAUGCUGCGCGAAACGAAGAGAUGCAACAAAUUCUUGAAAUGGAAAAUUUCGAAACAUCUCCAGCCAAAGGACCAGGGGCUCCCUUUCCUAUUGUCAUCUUUAGCAAUACUUGUGCUCUGGUGGCCACUUUGGUCCAUCACCUCACGGCUCUCUACUUGCUACAUAAUAAACCUCGCCUCACCAGACCCGUCGCUGAGAUAGGGUCAUCCAACUCGGCGGUUUGGCACGCACAGCGAGUGGUUGGGAUAGUUGCAGCUUUUAUGGAGGCUGAGAUUCUAGACCCCUUUGUCGUGGCGGCCGUCCUCUACGCCGCUAAGAGAUUGAGCCAUGCUUCGCAGUUGGCUGUGGUGGUCAAUAUCCUGCGGAGAGCAUCUCAAUCGACCGGAAUCCCAUUGCAAGACGAAAUCAACAACCUCGAAACUACUCAUCAUACCACGGAUGUUUCGUGA